This is a messenger RNA of Hordeum vulgare subsp. vulgare (domesticated barley), 1043 nucleotides long. RefSeq lists its product as uncharacterized. Lineage: Eukaryota; Viridiplantae; Streptophyta; Magnoliopsida; Poales; Poaceae. Gene Ontology annotation, biological process: protein transport. The coding region runs from base 110 to 907 and encodes 265 amino acids. The transcript is spliced from 4 exons. The record is from RefSeq and is a predicted model, not a curated record.
ACCAAGAUCUGAGUUCAAAACGUCUGCUCUAGGCAAUUGGCAAUACAACCAAAUACAACAGAACAGCAAAGCCAACACCCACCGCCGGGACAACGUCAUCCAGGCAGUCAUGGGAUUCCUCCAGAAGACCUCCAAGCAGACAGCGAAGCUCAAGUCCCUCCUCGUGCUCGCCGUCUCCCGCAUCGCCGUCGCCCGCCGGCCACGCCUUGCUCGCAAGUCCAUUGCCUGCAGCGAUGUUAGCCAGCUCCUCGUCCUCGGCCACCUCGACCGUGCCCUCCACCGCGCAGAGCAGGUUAUCCAGGAGGACAACAUGCUCGAGGCGUUCGGCAUCAUAGAGCUCUACUGCAAGCGCCUCAUCGAGCAGGCUGAGCAGUUAGACAAACCGCAGGAGUGCGGUGAGGAGCUACGGGAAGCGGCAGCCAACAUCAUGUUCGCCGCCGGGUGGUGCGGCGACCUGCAGGAGCUGCUGUUUGCCCGUACCAUCCUCGCAGACAAGUUCGGCGGCGACUUUGCAGCCGCGGCCAAGGAGGGCACCGGCAUCGUCGAUCCCAUCUUGGUCUGGAAGCUGUCAGGAAACACAACAAGCAUGCAACUGAAGAAGAAAGUGACAAAAGAGAUCGCCGCGGAGAACAACAUCUUGGUGGAUUUCUCCGAGCUCCCAGAAGCAACGGAGGACGACGACGAUGUCUUGGUGGACUUCUUUGAGCUCCAAGAAGCAACCGAGGAGGGCAACAACAGCGUUCCAAACAGUCAGGACCUCCUCGGCGAAAUGUCGUGCCAGGACGACAUGGAUGGAAGUUCAGAGUCAGGCAACGAUAAUGUGCACAUCGCUACCAGCUCUGAUGGAUCAGACGACGAGGUUAUAGGCCGGCGUAACCGAAGGUGGUGGCGACUCGGCUGCGCAUGAGAAUCGAGAAGAUGGCCUUCCUCUGCAUCCAGCUAUAAGAUGUAACGAUAUGGGCAGGACAAUGCAUUUGUACUUGUACAUGUGCACCCAUCAAAUUGUGAAUAGACAUGAAUACACACAUGUGUACUUAGAUACU